GCAGAUGGCUGUUCAAGUUGCUGGCAUACGUGCACCCCACUUUUGGAUCUCCACCGACAGACUGUCCUUUUGACAGAUAGCUGUACAAUAUACGCACCCAGAUCGCAUGCAGAUAAGUCGGCACAGUUCGUACUGGACACGCUAUCGGCGUGUACCUGCUCGCACGUACGUUACUGAAGCUGCGGUGGCUGAGAUCAUGUUGGAAAAAGGCGCAUCGUCACUCGUUCGCCAGCCACAGGCGCUAUCAGCAUACUGGGCUAUUCGACGGGAAGAUGUCAACAUUUCUGAAGCGCUGAAAGUUGGCGGCAAUGAUCAUAUAUUGGAUAAUCGGAGUGGCCGAGAGAGAAGGGCGUCAUUGUAGAGCUUCGAUGUUCCGUCAGUGUCGAACGUACUGCUGUUGACCGCGAAUGUUGUC
Molecule: messenger RNA, 415 nt
Organism: Serpula lacrymans var. lacrymans S7.9
Lineage: Eukaryota; Fungi; Basidiomycota; Agaricomycetes; Boletales; Serpulaceae
Exons: 1
Coding region: 107-361 (84 amino acids)
Source: RefSeq, a predicted model, not a curated record